Molecule: messenger RNA, 5811 nt
Organism: Dendroctonus ponderosae (mountain pine beetle)
Lineage: Eukaryota; Metazoa; Arthropoda; Insecta; Coleoptera; Curculionidae
Product: transcriptional regulator CRZ1
Exons: 2
Coding region: 866-2497 (543 amino acids)
Cellular component (GO): nucleus
Source: RefSeq, a predicted model, not a curated record
AGUAAAGGCACCUUCCCUAUUCCGCCGGACAGAGGAGAUAAGUUUUCCGAAACUUUUCACCGACAUUUCAACCCGGAACCUACUGGGAACCACCACCUCACAGGCGGAAAGCCUGAGAGAAUCUUCGAGUUUUCUCCUGAGCGCUACAGCCCUGGUGAGUGUGCGGCGACUCAGAAAGUUCGUAGCCGAACAGCAUGAGACAGAUAGAUGAGAACCAUGAACCAUCGGCAAACGGUUCCGUCAUUCCCCCGAAACGCACCAGCGCAAAGUCAGCCUUGAAACGCGUUGCGUCUAGAUGAAGGAAACCGAAGAACCGUACGCUAGCCGACAGCAUACCCACUCGGUUGGUACCAGAGACCCAGUACCUCAUUUGAAAUUUCGACGGUGUGGGUCAGAUUUAGAUUCGAGCACCUGCGCCCCUCUUCGUGCGGCCUAUUCGGCUCCCAGCUCCUUCGGCCAGUCUUUUGCAGUACCUCAGAGGUACGCCACGAAAUUGGUGCGGGUACUUUGUCGUGCCGUUGGUUCCCAUUGUUUAGAACCCGUCGCUGGAAGAUCUUGAAAUAUUGUAUGUAAAUGUUGAUUGCGGUAGGAAAACAGAUGGUACCGGUGGUACCGUAGUCGCGCCAGUGAAGAACGUCGACGAGGAUUCAUGUGGAAAUUGUCGAUCUGAUUGCAAUUAACGUAUUGCUCACCAGUGACUGUGUGUGUCAAAUCUAUGAUUCUCUAUUAAGUGAACAGUGUCCGCCUGGAGCUACAAGAAACACUGGAUUUAUGUUGGGGAUUGCCUAAUCCGCGCGCUCAAAGGUUCCAUCCAGAAGCGAUGCAGCGAACCUGAGAAGAAGUCAGCGCCGCCCAGUCGAAAUAUAUGGAGCUAAAAGAACCUGUGAUAAUGGACGUAAGCGACACAUUCCGAACGGGUGACCAGGAGAUGACCAAGACCGACUUCUUCGAUUUCGUGGUGAAUCCCGACUCGAACGACGCCCAAUCGAUCCAGCAGUUCAGCAAGCAGUUGCGAAACGUGAAUGUUUUCCUGGGAAACGGCACGGAAGAGACCAGAGAGACGAACAACAACAACAUGAUCAUAACCGACAUCCCGACCACUACCUCAGAUACCAUCACCAAUUUCGAAGCAGCCCUUUGGAACGAGAAGGACACGGUGAAGAUCGAAACUGCCAUUUUAGAAGACUUGAACAAAUACUGUUGGACCAACGACGAAGUGAAUGGUGUGGUGCAGAUCAAGCAGCAGGGCGGCACCAGCAGCGGCAGCAGCAACAACAACAACAACAACAACACCGAUGGGCAGAUCUACACGACGCUGACGGUGCUGAACGGGCUGGAGCAGACGCCUACUUGGUACCGCCAGCCGUUGUCCAUCAAGGAGGAGGACGUUUCCAUGUCCAGUCCGACGGAAAUGGAGCACCUGCAAGGCGGGCUGGACAUCGACUCGAUUCUGAGCAUAAUGCCCGGCCAGAUCAGCGCCUUCAACAGUCCCUACACCGAAAACACCAUGAGCCCCAACACUGAUGGACUCAUCAAGUCCGAAACGUACACCUACGAGGACAGCGGAUUUGCCGACAACAAGGAGGAGCUGGCCAAUUGCCUCAUCAUCAACACGCCGCUGCUGGAGGCGCAUGACAAUUUCAACAACAACAACAACAACGACUGGAAGCUGACGAACAACAACCAGCCGAAUGGUUCUCCCGACUCGCUACUACGCAGUGCUUUGCAAGGUAAAGCAUUCGUGCGUUACAAUGGAGCUGUGAAAAGUAGUAAAGUAGCUGAAAACAACACGGAGCUGCGCCGAUGCUUGUCAGCAUCGCCCAAGACUGAGACGAUCUUCGUGGCGAAAGACGAGCCCGACCACUUGACGACCAUUGUAAGUGAUAUUGAUGCGAAUGGAAAGGUGGUGUUCAAAGAGCAAAUAGGCGCAGCCGAGCCCUCUAGUACGCACAACGUCGACGACCUCCUACUCAGCCAACUGGACCAUCCCUACUCGGAGGACUUCGAGAAACUGAAGCGAAUAGCCAACGAAGUGGCUGAGUCAGUCAACCAGUACUGCAUCGACACCUCCUCUUCGGAUAACACCGUCCAGGCCAGCAUCAGCUCGGACCAGAUCGGGAUCCUCUACAACAUCACCUCCCCGAUCCAGAUCACCGCCCCAGUAGUGACCAGCUCCAAGCCGACCAAGAAGUACAAGAGGCUCAAUAGCGGCUCCAAAGCCCAGGCGACCCUCCAGAGCGCCACAUCGACCAGUAACGGCAUCCGCAAGGAACGAUCGCUCCAUUAUUGCAGCAUCUGCUCAAAAGGCUUCAAAGACAAGUACUCGGUGAAUGUUCACAUUCGAACGCAUACUGGCGAAAAGCCAUUUGCGUGCAGCUUAUGCGGGAAAACGUUUAGGCAGAAAGCGCAUCUAGCGAAACAUUACCAGACCCAUAUAGCGCAGAAGAAUGCAGCUGCGGCUGGCAACGUUUCCUCCACCAAGAGUAAAACGAGGUAGCUUAUGAAAGGGAAACUUUAGAAACUAGGAAAGGGUCUAGUUGGUGAAUCUAACCCCUUAGUUUUCUGCUUUAGUAGUUCUCAAAGGUGGUUUCACUCCAGACGCAAACAUUUCUACUCAUAGAAAGCCGGAACUGUUGUGUUCCAACUCCUGAAGAUGCGAAAGUCGCAUCGUCCAGAGCAGAUAUAGCCGAGGUUGCCAUGUUUUCUCUCAUAACCUUUCUAUUUCCCUAGUCCCUAUAUUAAAAUCAAUUUUCUUCUAUGAAUUUCUACAGUUUUUGGUGAGACCAUGCGAUUUUUUUGCGAAAACCACACAAUUCCUUGCAAAACUCUGAACUUUUUGUGAAACAAUAGGAAGGCUUUCUUUCCUCUGCUUCCAUUUGAUCUGAAAAUAAUUAUUUUCAAUAAAAAUUUCUUUGAAUGACUCAAACUAGGAACCUUCAGGCUUCACAUCCACGCUUUACAAAUCCUGAACUGGAUUUUUUGCAAAAUUCCGCAAAAUCGUUAUCGGUGGUUGCAAAAUGAGUCUUUCGGCAAUGCAAAAAGAGUUGCUGGCACGAAACAGCCCUUUCAGAAUUCAGCCAGUUUCAAAAUGUCCUCAAAAUUGAAGAAAAAUGGCACAACUCGGCAACUAUUUGGACACGUGGGACUGACUUUUCUCAAUCAAAUGCAGCAGAGCUAAAGUCUUCACCUGCCUUAAAUCCCCACCAAUAAAUUCCGCCAUACAAUUUUCCUUGAUGAUGACUCUGAAUAGAAACUCUGAAUAGAAUAGAAACUCUGACUAAAAACCCCACAAAUUGCUUCAUACUGAACUCGUUCUUUUGAGAAAAUUCCCGAAGAUUUCUGAUAAUGGCUCAAAAAUCGAAACUCUUUUGCGUUAAACUAUUAAAACGUUUGACUAUGCAAUUCAAAUUGCUUAUUUGUCGUUUAUUACACUUUUUUCAAUCUUCCACGUAUCUUACAGCCUUUCACACAUGUACUGUUCACGCUCUAAGACACCCCUGAAAAUGCAGGCCACUCGUGGUAGCGAAACGUCACGAAAUAUGACUUUUUUUCAGUUCUUUCGGGCUUUUAGUCGUGGAAAAUAGUCACCAGUUUCCAACUAAACAACCGUUAGAAACUGGGAACAUUUUUCAAAAAAACGCCUUCACUUUCAUGGUCCUUCAAAAUUACAAAACUUGCGUUUUUUGCUCAAAUUUUCGAAAACUCUUGAUGAUGGUUCAAAAACCGAAACACUCGCUGGUUACGAAGGCUGUCAAGGCCUAGCAAAAUUUUGCAAUAAAAUAAAAAAAAAUUGACCCUAAAGAAGGGGAUGCAAAAAAGCGGUGAAAUGCAAGUUUCGGUGGCGUGAGACCAGUUUUUGCAAAAACCACAAAAUUGUCAAAAAUUCCUCGCAAAGCUCUAAACUUUUUGUGAAACAAUAGGAAGGCUUUCUUUCCUCUGCUUCCAUUUGAUCUGAAAAUAAUUAUUUUCAAUCAAAAAUUCUUUGAAUGACUCAAACUAGGAACUUUCAGGCUUCACAUCCACGCUUUACAAAUCCUGAACUGGAUUUUUUUGCAAAAUUCUACAAAAUCAUCAUCGGUGGUUGCAAAAUGAGUCUUUCGGAAACCAAUCAAAUUGUUUAUUUAUCGCAAUAAAUCCAUUUUUGAAGACUUGCUGGCACGAAACAGCCCUUUCAGAAUUGAGCCAGUUUGAAAAUGUCCUCAAAAUUGAAGAAAAAUGGCACAACUCGGCAACUAUUUGGACACGUGGGACUGACUUUUCUCAAUCAAAUUCAGCAGAGCUAAAGUCUUACAAAAAACCAAACAGUAAAAAUUACCAGUUUCAAAAAAUUUCCUUGAUGAUGACUCUGAAUAGAAACUUUCAGGUCUGACCUUAUUCUCGCUCUACAAAUCCUGAACUGGGGCUUAACAAACUUAUUAUUUAUUUAAAACUAAAAUACCUGAUGGAUUUCUCCAAAUAGAAACUUUCAGAACGUGCCAUCGGCCGUUCAAGCCCCACAAAUUGCUUCAUACUAAACUCGUUCUUUUGAGGAAAUUCCCGAAGAUUCCUGAUGAUGGCUCAAAAAUCGAAACUCUUUUGCGUAAAAAUGACUGACUAUGCAAAUCAAAUUGCUUAUUUGUCGUUUAUUACACUUUUUUCAAUCUUCCACGUAUCUUACAGCCUUUCACACAAGUACUUUUCACGCCCUAAAACACCCCUGAAAAUGCAGGCCACUCGUGGUAGCGAAACGUCACAAAAUAUGACUUUUUUUCAGUUCUUUCGGACUUUUAGUCGUGGAAAAUAGUCACCAGUUUCCGACUAAACAACCGUUAGAAAUUGGGAACAUUUUUCAAAAAAACGCCUUCACUUUCAUGGUCCUUCAAAAUUACAAAACUUGCGUUUUUUGCUCAAUUUUUCGAAAACUCUUGAUGAUGGUUCAAAAACCGAAACACUCGCUGGUUACGAAGGCUGUCAAGGCCUAGCAAAAUUUUGCAAUAAAAUAAAAAAAAAUUGACCCUAAAGAAGGGGAUGCAAAAAAGCGGUGAAAUGCAAGUUUCGGUGGCGUUCUCUUCAGGCUAAGCCCAGCUCAUGAGAACUAGUAGGCUGGAAACUGGUCCCGGGGGUGCCUGAGAUCAAAAAUAAAAUACAGUUCGUUGAUUAUUAAAGUGUUUGGUUCCGUAGGAGUGAGAUUCACCAACUGGGACCCAAAAUUGCGAACUAAAGCAAUCAACUAUCGCGAGAUGAUUGUGGUGAAUUCGUGUUGCACAUUCAAAUAUUCAUGUAAAAAUGCCGUUUUAAAGAAUGCAGUCAGUGUACCUGCUACUGCAGGAGACAUCCAAGAGUUUUGUCCUGUGGACAAGGAUGUAAUAAUGCAGGAAAUCUGUGAAAUUUACUCCUCGAUGUUUACGGUGCGAUUAGCAAGACCGAUGAUACGGUGAUUACAAUUUCAAAUUGAUUAUAUGAAGAAGAUGAAGAUCUGGUUCCUACAUGCUGCAAGCUACAAGCUAAUUUUGUUAUAAUGUUAUUUGUAUAAAUAAUGUGCUGUGAUGUUUAAUUGUGAAAUUAAUUUAAAAAGGAGAUGUAAGCUAGUGAAAAUCUGCCUAAAUUUUUUCUUGCCAUUUCUGUAUUAUUAUUUACGUUUUAGUUACGUUUAUUAUUUAUUUUUGUCGUUUUUAGGGAGGCUCGUUUCCCGUACAGGAUCUAGUUUAAGCAUUACCUUCCUUUCCUAAUACAAAGUAUUAAUUCCACCCUGUACGAGCUAUAGUUAAUCUACUGUAUAAAAGGCAACGUAUAAGAGACAACGAAAUAAAUGACAAUAAAGUUUUUAUUUUA